Molecule: messenger RNA, 1413 nt
Organism: Caenorhabditis briggsae
Lineage: Eukaryota; Metazoa; Nematoda; Chromadorea; Rhabditida; Rhabditidae
Exons: 7
Coding region: 1-1413 (470 amino acids)
Molecular function (GO): pyrophosphatase activity
Source: RefSeq, a predicted model, not a curated record
AUGACUUGUGCACUUGUAGUCGGCGCCACUUCCACACUGGGCAAAGCCAUUGUCAGAAGGCUCGCGUUCGCUGGCUUCAAAGUGGCAGCCGCUGGAGAUUGUCCUAAUAGUGUAGGAAAGGUGGCCGAGGAUAAUAAGAAGGUGGGCGGUGACGUGACAGCCUUCUCGCUGAACGUCUCCAAUCCGGAGCAUCGAAAGGAGCUUAUUCAGAAGGUGGCUGAAAAGUUGGGCGGUCUGGACACUCUGGUAAUUGUUCCACCGCAAAAUGAAAUCGUCGGAGAAAUUGUGGAGACGUCAGACACGGAUUUUGACAAGCUGUUCGCCGAUAUGCUGACCACACCAUUCCGUUUAUCACAAGCAGCACUUCCGCAGUUGGCGAAAUCAGAAAACGGCAGUAUCAUCUACAUAACAUCAUGUAUGGGAUACACCCCAUCAAUCGAUAUGGGUCUCUACUCGGUCGCCUCAAACAGUGUUCUCUCGUUAACAAAAGCAGUCGCCCAGUCGGCGGCGAAAAAAGGCGUUCGUGUGAAUAGUGUGGUGUCUGGAAUGGUCGAAGGAGACGGUUCGGGAGCUGUGUGGGACCAGACGAAUGGGGAGGAAGCGAGACAAAUCAAACAACAUUUGGAGGCGAUGAUACCGUUGGGACGGUUGGGACGGCCAGCCGAUGUUGCUAGUUAUGUCGAGUUUUUGGCAUCCACGCGAUCAAGUUGCGCGGCGUCAUCGAACAAGGGAGAGGAGACCUGUAACACUAUUAACCACCAACAUCAUCUUCAUCAUAAAAUAAUCAAAAUUGCCACGUCACCGCAAUCCACGACGACGACUACAAAACACAGGAGCCAAUCAACUGGCACUUCAAUCGACAUCACGACGGGCUCACCAAUCAACAUUCUUGGCCAGAACGGCACCGGAGGAGGCGGCGAAGAGGGUGGAAAAGUAGAGGGAGGAGGAGAGACGAAAAAGUGCAUGAUUUCGGCAUGGAAGGCGAGAGAAAGCGAACGGAAUAAGGUUCGGCUCAGGGAUACCGAUGGAUUUCGGUGUCGUGCGGCGGCGCUGUGUAUCAAGGGAACUGGCAACGAGACACUGGUCCUUCUGGUCUCCGGCGGCAAAGAUGGCGGAAAAUGGGUUAUCCCUGGUGGCGGCAUCGAAAAGGACGAGUGUGCAGAACAGGCGGCGCAUCGGGAGCUGAUGGAAGAGGCUGGCGUUCGAGCGACGAUUGUGAAGAGUAUUGGAAUGUUUCAGGACGACACUCGCAAACACCGUACUCAAGUGUUCCUGAUGGAAGUCUCUGAGGAGCUCGACACGUGGGAGGAGAACGAGUACGGUCGUCAAAGGAUAUGGAUGAAUGUGCUGGAGUCAAAAGAGAAAGUCAAACAGUCACAUCGUCAGAUUCUCGACGCCCUGAUGCCCCGGUAG